This is a messenger RNA of Megalops cyprinoides (Indo-Pacific tarpon), 2066 nucleotides long. RefSeq names its product fidgetin-like 1 (gene fignl1). The record is from RefSeq and is a predicted model, not a curated record. The coding region runs from base 92 to 2065 and encodes 657 amino acids. The transcript has 2 exons. Gene Ontology annotation, molecular function: microtubule severing ATPase activity; ATP hydrolysis activity; ATP binding. NCBI's taxonomy places the organism in Eukaryota, Metazoa, Chordata, Actinopteri, Elopiformes, Megalopidae.
GCAACUUUAAGAACACGGAGCGGGAAGCUGCUAUGUAGUUAAGCAGCAAACUUGAAAAGUUACGUAGUUAAACUGAGGAACCACAUCAGGCAUGCAUUCAGCACACUUGAGCGAGUGGCAGAGGAGGUCCUUUGACAUUUCAUCUGGCACCUGUUCACCUGAACAGCAGGCGGACACCUACCGGGCGCACAUCCUCGGCGUUCACUAUGCAUGGAUGAGCACGGAGCUGUUGCCGGCCACCGUGGCCAGGCUACUGGGGACCUACUCGGAGCAGUACGCAGCCGUGAUGGACUCGGACAAUCCACACGCAGGGCUGAACAACUACGCAGACAGUGCCCUCCACCUGGCACGUGGCCAGAAGAACAACAGUGACAGGUGGCAGUCGUCCCUGCUGCUGGGGAGUGUACUGACACUGCCGUGUGUGCAGAGGAUGGCGCGGGGCGGCCGCCCUCCCAUUGCUGUGGCAGAUGCCCACAUUGUGGUCGGGGGGGCGACGGCCGGUGGGAACGCAAGCACCUCUCCAUCACCUCCGACCACAGGGGCCAGGCUGGUGGGGCUGCACUUGGUUGCCUCUCCUGGUGACCCAGAUGCCUCGGAGCGGGGCCAUGAGGUGGCCUCCAUAUCCUACUCCGUGACUUCCUCUCAUGCCAGUGCUCCCACGUUCUCCUCUCUUUGCAAGACCCCACCUGCGGCGACACCCAUCUUUGGUGCUAAUCCUCCCUGCUGUACUGGCCCUCUUUCUCAAGUACAUGCUAACUCCUCUGUGGGUAGCUACCUGCAUGAUUACCAGCCUAGGUUGUUCACAUCUUUGAACUUUGCAAAGCGGAAGACUUUUUAUGGUUUGUAUGGGGAGGAUGACAGGGGAUCAGGGCUGGAAACCACUAGGAGUCUUGAUGGUCCUGGGAGAAAAGGAGAGCAUAGUCACGCCACCAGCUUCAGAUCGGCUCGAGAGCAGCUGGCCGUGACCCAACAGAAGAAGCACAACCAGCAGCCCCAGCGGGGUCACCUGUUGGGUCCCCCCAUCACGCUCAAGAAGUCCCUGGGGGCCAACAGGUCCCGGGGGGCCUUCUCUAAGUUUGUGUCACCCAUGCCAAGACAGGAGGUGGAUGGGUAUGGCGGCGAUUCAGGCAGACACGGCCAAGCGGCGCAGCCUGUGGAUGACCGGCUUAAGAACUUUGAGCCAAAGAUCAUUGAGCUGAUCAUGAGUGAAAUCAUGGACCACGGGCCCCCUGUGGCCUGGGAUGAUAUUGCCGGGCUGGAGUUCGCCAAGGCUACCAUUAAGGAGAUUGUGGUGUGGCCCAUGCUGCGGCCGGACAUCUUCACAGGCCUGCGGGGCCCACCCAAGGGCAUCCUGCUCUUCGGCCCCCCGGGGACAGGCAAAACACUAAUCGGCAAGUGCAUUGCCUGUCAGUCAGGGGCCACUUUCUUCAGCAUCAGUGCCUCCUCACUCACCUCCAAGUGGGUCGGCGAGGGGGAGAAGAUGGUGCGGGCCCUCUUUGCCAUUGCCCGCUGCCACCAGCCCGCUGUCAUCUUCAUUGAUGAGAUCGACUCACUGCUCUCACAGCGCACAGACGGCGAGCAUGACUCAUCACGUCGGAUCAAGACUGAGUUCCUGGUGCAGCUGGACGGUGCGGCCACUGCAGCAGACGACCGCAUCCUGGUGGUGGGGGCCACCAACCGGCCCCAGGAGAUCGACGAGGCAGCACGCCGACGCCUGGCCAAGCGCCUGUAUGUGGCCCUCCCUGAAGCCGCAGCACGGCAGCAGAUUGUGGCCCGGCUGAUGUCAAGGGAGAAGUGCCGGUUGGAGUCGCAGGAGCUGGAGCACAUUGUGGAUGGCACUGAAGGCUUCUCUGGGGCUGACAUGACACAGCUCUGCCGGGAGGCGGCGCUGGGCCCCAUCCGCAGCAUCCAGGUUGCUGACAUUGCCACCAUCUCGCCUGAGCAGGUACGCCCCAUCCUCUAUACUGACUUCUUGGAGGCCCUGAAGACUGUGCGGCCGAGUGUGUCUCCCAAAGACCUCCAGCUCUAUGAAGAGUGGAACAAGACUUUCGGUUGUGGUCGCUAAA